CGUCCACGUUGGCAGCUGAGUCCCGCCCUACUACCCUACUACUACCACAAAUCGGAGAUCUCGCUAAUACAAAACUGGUUCAUUCAGAAUUUUGAUAGUAGUAGACACUAGAGAGGCCAUGGCCGGACCGACGGCGAGAAUACCGGGGAACUGCCGGAACAUUAAUUCUGGUGAUCGUGAGGUUGAAUGGUUCGGGGGAAGGCCCAGCUUCCCCGUUCCCGAUGUGUUUUUUGGCUUCCUCGAGGAAGGAGAUGGGUCGCCGGAAAUCUGUUCCGAUAAGGGCGAUGGCUAUAACCAAGACGGAGCUGGUUUCCUCGUCGACGAGGACGAGGAGGAAGAAAGUUCUAGCAACGCUGAGGAGAGCAAGGCGUUUUGGGAGAAGCAGCACCAGCUUCUGCAAGCGACCUUGUGCAGGACCAGCUCUCUGGAAUCCAAAAUCAGACAAGCCACCAAAGAGGCCAUAACGGAAUGCCAGUUGGCAGGAAACAUUUGCAUUUGCCGGAAACCCGUAGCCGGAGGUUGCCGGAGAUGCUUGCAGCGGGAAGUUUCUGACCAUCUUCUCAAGGCUGGUUACAACAGUGCCAUAUGUAAAUCCAAGUGGAGAAGCUCCCUAGACAUCCCAUCAGGAGAACACACCUAUCUCGAUGUGGUGGAAAACAAUCCCAAGAAAGGGGAUGUGAGAGUAGUGAUCGAGUUGAAUUUCCGGGGUGAAUUCGAGGUGGCGAGAGCAAGUGAAGAAUACAACCGGUUAAUCAAACGGCUUCCUGAAGUUUUCGUCGGAAAGGCCGAAAGGCUACGUACUCUGAUCAAGAUAUUGUGUUCAGCCGCUAAGAAAUGCAUGAAAGAAAACAAGAUGCACAUGGCUCCAUGGAGGAAACACAAAUAUAUGCAGGCCAAGUGGUUCGGAACCUGCGAAAGAACGACGCAUGCCCCACUAUUUCCGGUGGGAUAUUCUGACCGGCCGACAAGGCCAAAAGCUUCUAUGCUAACAUUCGAUUUGUUGGAGAAGUUGCCCAGCUUGCAUUGUACAGCGGUUGAAGUUGUGUGAUUCCAAAGUCCAAACAUAGUUUUGUCCACGGUCUUUGCCUGUUUCCCUUGGAAAUAUACAAUUUUAACGACCCUCUGUAAAUUUCAGAGAGAAUAAAUAUACAUACUUGAAAUUGAAUGAA
Messenger RNA from Nelumbo nucifera (sacred lotus), 1169 nucleotides. RefSeq lists its product as uncharacterized. The record is from RefSeq and is a predicted model, not a curated record. NCBI's taxonomy places the organism in Eukaryota, Viridiplantae, Streptophyta, Magnoliopsida, Proteales, Nelumbonaceae.